UAAUUUUAACUUUUUAAUAUUUUAAUGCAAUUUGUGAUCUCUUAAUUAUUAAUUUGUACAUGGAAGCGGACUGUGUGACGCAUUUUUCGGCAAUACAUGUACACCCAUCCGACCUGAAUGAAUCAGCAGAUUUAAAGGGAAUACGAAAUUCCGUCAACCGUGUACAGUUAUAAAGCUUCUAUUAUGGCGAGCUCUUUCAUAAGUUGCCAUGGCCUUUUUUUUCUAGACUGUCAAUAGAAAGGGACUGUAAAUACAGAACAGAAGCGCUCAAUUCUUCAGUGGGGGAAAUGCUGUUACAUCACGGUACAAGAACAGUGUGGUCUAAAUCAACAAAAUGGCUGAUAAUGAUUUCAAAACAUCUGGGGAAGUGGCAACAAUUCAGCCGACAUUUGAAGGGGAAGGCACCCAUACACAAGGCGAGGAUACAGCAAAUAAACACACAUCUACGGAGCCCACAGCUGUAACAGUUCAUCGGGGCAUGGAGGUAGAGCCACAGCCGCCAAAUCGAGGUUCCAGGAAACAAAAUCGAGGCUCUGUUGAUGGGGGAAUCAGAGCGUGGGUGAUUGUAAUGGCGGCCUCCAUCAUGCACUCGAUAAUCGCUGGAUUCGUCUUAGCUCAAGGUGUUCUGUACGUCGAGUGGCAGGAGGAGUUCUCCGUAGGGGCGGCUCGUGUUAGCUGGAUAGGAUCGGCGAUCCUUCUUGCAGCAUUAUGCGUUGGCGGACCCAUAGCUGGAGCCUUGUCAAAAAGAGUUAGUUGUCGAGCUUUGGUCAUUGCUGGGGGCGCCCUCAGUUGCCUGUCCACCUCCAUGGUCAUAUUGACGGCGUCAUUGACUCAACUGAUUUGUGUAUUGUUUGUUGCAGGUAUUGGACUGGGAAUAGCUUACCUUCCAACCACCUUCAUCAUCAAAUACAACUUUAAAAAACGACUGGCGCUUGCAUAUGGAGUAACAUUUGCUGGCAUUGGGAUAGGAAGCACAGCCAUGCCACCGCUUAUGGAGUUUCUUGCCGAAUCUUAUGGUUGGAGGGGAGCUAUGCUGAUCCUGUCUGCAGUUAUUGGUAAUCUUUGUGUCUUGGGGAUGCUAUUUAAGCCAAAUAAUAGAGAGCUGAAGCAAAUAACUGUCAGUAAAAGAAAAGAGAAAAUAGAGUCCAACAAGUUCCAACCACAUGAGUCACAGGACGAAGUCGAUUUUGCCAGGAACUGUGCUGAUCCCACCGCUGCAACCAUUAAUUCAACUUUAGACUCAAAUAUUGCACUCGAAGAAUCCAACAGAGACGUAGAUGGGAAUUAUAUUGAUUCAAAGGAUGCUACAAACCCCAAAGAAUCGGGCGAGCAUUACAACCAAGGAUUAGAUCUUUCUCCUGAGACUAUCACUUCUCUUCAAAGCAGUUCCCAUGAAGAUCACCUGCCUUCGCAGCCAUGCCAUCAAGUCGAUCCCACCGCUGACACCAAAAACCCAAAACCCUCAUCCAAGCAUUUCACGUGUACUGCUUUGCUGAAAAAUAUCGCGAAAGCCUAUUGUCUCGAUCUGUUCUUGACUAACUUUCGAUUCUUAGGAGUCUGUUUGGUGUACCUCACAAUGGGUUUAUCUUAUUAUGCUGCUAUUGUCUUCAUAGUACCCCGAGCGAUCAGCAUUGGUAUCCCUCAAAUCCAGGCGGUCAUAAUACCCUCAGUUAACGGGAUAUGCUCCGCGAUUGGCCGGCUAUUCAACGGACCAUUUGUCGAUGCCAAGAUAAUCUCACCAAUCAAACUGUGUACAUUUGCCAUGUUGGGGAACAUGCUGAGUUGCUUCUUCUGCCCACUAACUCAGUCCUUUGCUACGAUGUGUAUUUUUGCCGCCGCUCUUGGACUCAGUAAUGGGCUUUACAGUCCCCUAAUGGCCGUGCUUACAACGAGCUACGUUGGGACAGACAGAAUUGGCGGUGCAUUAAGUUUGGGUCAAUUCUUCUUGGGAAUAGGAGGCUUUGCUGGAGCUAUGCUCGUGGGUGGAUUGUAUGACAUUACCGGUAGCUAUGACGCAUCUUACUUCACCGCUGGUGCUGUGUCUGCUGUUGCUUUCCUCAUAUUACUCGUUGAACCUCUUCUGCUGCGUCUUCAAGUCCGGGUUGAGAUAUGGAGAGGCGUCAAGGGGCAUUAACUUUUUAUUGAAUCGGAGUUGAGAGAUUACAAAGAUAGUGUAAGCCAAGAUGGCGUCAUUGUUCUACUUUGGUCCACAAAAUAGUGAUAUUAUUAGUCAGCCACUCUAAUCAAUCUCCAUGGUGGAACAGUCAUGCGCAUGUCUCAUCCUCUGAUCACCCAAGCCACACUUGUCAUGGGAAGACAUUGGGACGCAAGGUGGCAGCAGAUCUACCAGGUAAAUUGCUUCGAUCUCUAUUAUAGAUCAGUGGUAAUUUCUGUCAAUGUUCACGUGAGUUCUGAGCAUAAUGUUUUACGUGGUAAGUCUGCUGCCACCAAGCGUCACAAAAGUCCCCCAUUACUAAGUCUUGAUUGAUGGAUGGACGUUCAUUUUGUUUUAAACAAACAUUUCUGGAGAUGAGAGAGUACUGCCGUUCGAUCAAGAUUGAUAGACUUGCCCAGUCCCUCCGAGUUGUCCUCUAAAACAUUCGAUGUUGCGCCCUCUACCGGUGGUUCACUUUGUUCUGCUUCCUCUUAAUUCAUAUUUUAUAUGUAUCCAUCUCCAAUAAACUUUGUGGAAAGAUUUGCUGCAGGACACCAUGCUGUAUUUCCCUAAUAACAAUUUUGAUGCUGUAUCAUACUAUUUUGUACUAAUACAGGUUUUUUUUCUGAGGGCCUCGUAAAGAGCGCCGGUCGCUCAUCGGGGUUUACCCUCAUUAAAGAUGAUGUUAAAAAAUACAUAUAUAUAAUUUUUACAAAAACUUCCUUAGUUUCGACCUUUGAUUAUUCUGUCUGUUGUCUCGUACUUGAAGACAGAGCCUCUGGUUGGAAUUUCGUUUGAUAGCGCCCUCUUUUGACUUAUCUUCCUUCGGGAGAGGACACAAAAUAAAAUACAUGUGUCCCCAUGAACACCAGUAAAUAAUUGAUUAACAUGAGCGGAAGGAACUUGAUCAAAAUACAAAAUUAUCAGACGAAAUGUCUACACAAUUUUCGCCAUUUGGGGGGAGGGAGAACCAUAUUCAGAGAAUAGAUCCUGUUACGCUAGAACAAACAUUUUUAUUGUGCUUUUAUAAUGUUUGCACCGGUACCUCAACUCGUUCCUUGAGAAUAAUAUAGCUUGUCCUUACAACUUAAAAUAUAUUUAGUAGGAUUUGAAACUUUGCAUGGUGGAAAUACGAUUGCGGUAACACCAUGUAAUGACUAUCUCUAAUGAG
Messenger RNA from Asterias rubens (European starfish), 3326 nucleotides. RefSeq names its product monocarboxylate transporter 13-like. The record is from RefSeq and is a predicted model, not a curated record. Lineage: Eukaryota; Metazoa; Echinodermata; Asteroidea; Forcipulatida; Asteriidae. Bases 335 to 2134 code for a protein of 599 amino acids. Gene Ontology annotation, biological process: transmembrane transport; monocarboxylic acid transport. Gene Ontology annotation, molecular function: monocarboxylic acid transmembrane transporter activity. The transcript is spliced from 4 exons.